Messenger RNA from Suillus subalutaceus, 1560 nucleotides. RefSeq lists its product as uncharacterized. The transcript has 6 exons. The coding region runs from base 1 to 1560 and encodes 519 amino acids. Lineage: Eukaryota; Fungi; Basidiomycota; Agaricomycetes; Boletales; Suillaceae. The record is from RefSeq and is a predicted model, not a curated record.
AUGCACUUCGUUCGCUUCUUUUCGUAUAUUGCUUCUUGUCUUUCUGUUGCGCGUGCGUUCAGUGUAACUGUUGGGACACCCACUCAAUGCGAUCCUCUCAACAUUUCAUGGACUGGUGGGCAAGCACCAUUUGAGAUACUCUUGACUCCCUCUUGGGCAACGUAUCAGAAUUAUUCUGUACCGUCAUCAGCCUUCAGCAAUGGCCAGGGCUCUUAUUCAAUACCGCAAUUGUCGUUAUCGACGGGAACAUCGUUUCUACUCACUAUGUCUGACGCCACCGGAUUUGGUUCGGGUGGGACCACAAACGUGUCAUUUGUUGGCAAUCCGGUUGCAAAUAACAACUGCAACACUACAGUUUUGUCAACUCCUUACAUGUGGGAGUUGUCGCCACUCCCGCUGCUGCAAUGCAGUCAAUUUACUGUUGCGACUGGUAGUGGUGCAGUCCUGCCUGUCACUAUUGUGCAACUUAUUCCUGGCGGACAACCAGUCGUAUUCAACUCGAAUAGUUACACUUUUACCUCGGUUGUAGACGUUAACGCAGGAACGAACCUCCUGUAUUUUGUCAGCGACUCCCAGGGCAGACAAGGUGGUGUUUCUGGGUUCGAGCAAGUCUCAGGGUCGAGUAAUUCCUCGUGCCUAAGCGCCAACUCGCCGUCAACCACUGCAGGCAUGUCGGCCACGUCCACGGCUUCACCGACAUCUAGCUCAAGUCCAACAAGUAGUUCGUCAAGCAACAAUGUUGCUCUUAUCGCAGGCGCUGCGGGAGGCGGCGGCAGCGGGGGUCCUUAUUGUAUUGGUCGUCCUCGGCGUAUGCUUGUGGCCUAUCCAUAUGGUAACUUCGCAGUUGGCGCCCCUCCCUCAUCAUUCAACCAGACACAACAUUCGCCCAAGAGCUCCAACACAAACUCUCCUGUCUACGGGGAUGCUCCAAGUUCGACUAUGUCAUCCGCUUACAACCGAAUGUCUGAACCAAUGUCACAACAUUACCCAUUGCAAUACCCUGUUGGCUACCCUCCACCUAUUCAACCUGGCAGCCAAUCAUCCCCUCUUAAUACGUCUACCGGAAACUUCACAGUCAGCGAUCGUCCCAAUCAGACACUGCAUUCACGCCAGCGCUCAAACGCAGACUUUGCUGUUUAUGGAGACGCUCGAAUAUUAGAUAUGACACCCGUCGAACAUAUGGUUGCGGUGGCUCGACCAGCACCGCCAUUACCACAGAAGACAAAUCCUGCCUAUCUUACUCCACCCGUCCAGCCCGGAUCCCAAUCAAUCUCUACCUCCGCCGGCAACGUUGCCGUUAGCAACCCUCCCACACCCAUCAAUCAGACACAAAUGUUCCGUCAGAGCCCUGACGCAGACAGCUUAGUUGUGUACGGAGCAUCUGGAAGUCAAUCUAUGGUGUCAGCCAGCGCGCAAACAGCCUACCAACCUCCUAUUCGAAUCAUAGUGCAUACCGACGCUAAUGAUGUUAUGCCAGGCGACAAUGGUUUAAUUGAACUUCCGCCGCAAUAUUCAGACCAUUGGGGAGUCCGUGCCUCGUACUCUGAGUCUGCGUCAUGA